Molecule: messenger RNA, 2893 nt
Organism: Micropterus dolomieu (smallmouth bass)
Lineage: Eukaryota; Metazoa; Chordata; Actinopteri; Centrarchiformes; Centrarchidae
Gene: pi4k2b
Product: phosphatidylinositol 4-kinase type 2 beta
Exons: 11
Coding region: 187-1716 (509 amino acids)
Biological process (GO): Golgi organization; phosphatidylinositol phosphate biosynthetic process; endosome organization
Cellular component (GO): lysosomal membrane; plasma membrane; trans-Golgi network
Molecular function (GO): 1-phosphatidylinositol 4-kinase activity
Source: RefSeq, a predicted model, not a curated record
GCUAAACAGGAAGCCACAGAGCUGACGAGUUUACGGAUUAUUGGUAAGCGAAAGCAGCUUGCUUUCAGACAAUUUAUUUGGGGUUUAUGUACUCGUGGGAAGAGGGAACCCUUUUAAUGCCAAAAAUGGAAGACUGACAUGUUGUUCUAUGUACAUGUAAUUGUAUGUAUUAAAAACUGAGCGACAAUGAUGUCAGAAUGCGACCCGACAGAGACAGAGAGCAGCGAGCCCGCGCUGGACACCGGAGCUACAGCGGUGCCUGCUUCGGAGUGUAACUUUCACCCCUCAGACCGUCCAAAGGUGUUAUUAGACAGGAACAGCUUAGGUUUGGGACUUGCGGUGAAUCCUGGAGUUGCCGUCCGUAUUUCGGACUCUUGUGAAAGCGUCUUGACAGAGCUGGAGACCGACGGCUCGGGCGAAGAGGCGCUGUUGUUACCGUGUCUAGCAGGAAGCUCGGCGUCCCCGCGGGGUGCACGAGAGAAGCGGAGCAGGCGGAACAGACACAGCUCUUCGUCGGAUAAAGACACCUUGGCCUCCCCAGGUACCAACAGUGGGGACUUCAACCAUUUCCCUGAGGAUCCCGAGUUUGCAGAUAUCAUCCAAAGGGCGGAACAAGCUAUCGAAAAUUCCUUCUUUCCAGAGAGGAUUUCCCAGGGUUCCAGUGGGAGCUACUUUGUCAAAGACUCAAAAGGGAAAAUCAUUGGUGUUUUCAAGCCAAAGUCAGAGGAACCUUACGGUCACCUGAACCCCAAAUGGACCAAAUAUUUUCACAAGCUGUGCUGUCCGUGUUGUUUCGGCCGAGGCUGCUUGUUGCCUAACCAGGGUUACCUUUCAGAGGCUGCCGCCUCACUGGUUGAUACCAAGCUCGGUCUGGGGGUGGUGCCGAAAACAAAGGUGGUGUAUCUGGCUAGUGAGACGUUCCACUACAGCGCCAUCGACAGAGCCAAAUCUAGGGGGAAGAAGUAUGCCUUAGAGAAAGUCCCCAAGGUGGGACGACGCUUCCACAGAGUGGGCCUGCCACCCAAGGUGGGCUCAUUUCAGCUGUUUGUGGAGGGUUACCGUGAAGCGGAUUACUGGCUGCGGCGCUUUGAGGCAGAACCUCUGCCAGAGAACAUCAGGAAGCAGCUGCAGUCACAGUUUGAGCGGCUGGUGGUGUUGGACUAUGUCAUCAGAAACACAGAUCGCGGGAAUGACAACUGGUUGAUCAAGUAUGAGAAGCCAGGUGAAGGAGGAGAGGAACAAAAGGAUGAAGAGUGGCCAGAGAAUAAUUCAGACUCCUGCAUCAAGAUUGCAGCAAUCGACAAUGGCCUGGCCUUCCCCUUUAAACACCCGGACGAAUGGAGAGCCUACCCAUUCCACUGGGCAUGGCUCCCCCAGGCCAAGGUGGCCUUUUCCCAGGAGACCAGAGAACUGGUGCUAUCCCGCCUCUCUGACAUGAACUUUGUCCAGGACCUUUGUGAGGACCUCUAUGAGAUGUUCAAGACCGAUAAAGGCUUUGACAAAACCAUGUUUGAGAGACAGAUGUCUGUAAUGAGGGGACAGGUAUUGAACCUGACCCAGGCGCUGAAGGACGGGAAGAGCCCCAUCCAGUUGGUGCAGAUGCCCCGGGUUGUAGUGGAGCGCAGCCGCUCAGGCGGCCAGGGACGUGUGGUCACACUUGGCAACGCCUUCACACAAACCUUCCACUGCAAGCGGCCCUUUUUCUCCUCCUGGUAGUCAGGGAUGUGUGAGGAGUGAAGCUGAGGAGAGACUUCUGCCCUUUUUUGUCCUGAAGUCAGGAGGCGAGGGAGAAGAUGUGAACAUCACACUGGAGGCUGCUUAUUUCCUUGGCAAGGAAAGAAAUGAAGAGGAAGACAUGGAUGAGGAAAGUAAGAUUAGGAAUGUUUUGUGAAGGAAGUGGGUUUAGGACCAUUCCUCAUUUUGUGAGGAGAGAAGCAUUGGAGCUGGAGCGAUUGGCAUACCAGUGUCUCUCAGAGACCUUGGGGCUGUUUGUGGUUACCAUGGUGACUUGAUUGGAUAAUCGGCCUUUCCACAGAGGUGGGCUUUGUUUAUUGUUAGGAGGCAGAAAGGAAUUUUUUUUUUUUCAACCCACCCAAAGUACCUACUAAAGUCUCUUGCAGGGUCUAAUAGUGGGGCUAAUGGCCAAAGAACAUGCACUUCCAAACCACAAAGUAACAGAUCUGUGGUGGUGUUUGGGAAUCUAAAGGACUGGUUUCACAGAUCCAGACAGUCUUGUUCCUGGUCUGGGAUAAAGUCUAAAGAUUUUAGCUUUGCCUUGUAGGAUUACUUAUUAAAAUAAAGAUGUGCUCCUGCACUGCUGGAAGUGUUUGACUAGUGCUACACAACUGGGUCAAACCGCUCUUUACCCAGUGUUAGUUUUCAAAACCACAUCUGGUGAACAAACACAAAGUCAGUGUCUUCAACUCUCACUACUGCCAAAAUCUGUUUGUGGAAGGAAAUUUUAAAAGCCUCAAGAAAAGUAAUUGUUGAAACUUGAAUAUGAAACUUGGAGAAGGAGGACUAGUAAUACACACAUUGCUUGAAUGUAAUCUGUUUAGGAUUUCUAUACAGAUUCUUGCUCCUAAGCAUUUCAAAACGAGUGAAUGCUGUCAAAAAAAUAGACUUUUCCGGUAACAAUGAAUGUAUUUGUUGUUUGACAUGUAUUUAAUUGCUGGCAAGCAGCUUUCUCUUGAACCUCGUGGCAUGGGGGAUGGCACCUCAUCCCUCCCCUUUACAGUACAAUAUCUGAAGAGGAAAAACAAAACGGAAGGACAAUAUUUCGAUGCUGUUGUGUUUUCUUAUAUAUGCAUCUUGAAAUUUUUAAUCCAACUCAAUGAUUGUAUGAGAAAAGUUGUAUAUUUAACAGAUGAAAAAUAAAAAUUGGGAAAUUUGA